CAAUUUUAUUUAAUAAAAUGUGAUAUUGAGUCGAAAUACGUAUCAAUCAGAUUAUACGUGAACCUACCGAGGGUCCCCGUGCACUCGGAAGUAAACAACACGCUAACAGAUGCAGCAAAAAAUGGCUUUGGAAGUGAAACGAUCCAAUUAAUCCCAUUUAAGAACAAACUGUAGAAAUAACCUUGCUCUAUCUGCUGCUUUGGGUCUAUUUAGUGAAAGUACUUUAAACUUAUAAACUGGUCAGAAGUCAGCAUCAAAAUGAGCAACAUAUACAUUCAAGAACCACCGACGAAUGGAAAGGUUCUGCUGAAAACCUCAGCAGGAGAAAUUGACAUCGAGCUGUGGUCCAAAGAGACCCCCAAAGCCUGCAGGAACUUUGUGCAGCUCUGCUUGGAAGGUUACUACGAUGGCACCAUUUUCCACAGAGUGGUCCAAGACUUCAUCAUUCAGGGGGGCGAUCCCACAGGAACAGGAACCGGGGGAGAGUCUGUGUACGGCCGUCCGUUCAAGGACGAGUUUCACACCAGACUGCGCUUCAUUCGGAGAGGCCUGGUCGCCAUGGCGAACGCUGGGCCACACGAUAAUGGAAGUCAGUUUUUCUUCACGUUGGGACGCGCAGAUGAACUCAACAACAAACACACCAUAUUUGGAAAGGUCACUGGGGAUACGAUCUAUAACUUACUCAGAUUAGCUGAGGUCGAAUGUGACAAAGAUGAAAGACCUCUGAGGCCUCAUAAGAUCAGAUGUGCUGAGGUUCUGCAUAAUCCCUUUGAUGACAUCGUUCCUCGAGAAACCAAGAAAAGCAAAAAGGACAAAGACAAAGAAGAGGCUAAAAAAUCCCAGUCAAAAGCCACAAAGAACUUCAGUUUGUUAUCGUUCGGCGAGGAAGCUGAGGAAGACGAGGAGAUGGUGAAUCAAGUCAGUCAGACGUUAAAGGGAAAAAGCAAAAGCAGCCACGACCUCCUGAAAGACGACCCCCAGCUCAGCUCCGUUCCAGCCGUUGAUAAGAAGAAGAAAGGGGGGGCUGGAGCUGGAGGGUCAGACGAGGAGGGGGACAGCGACUUGGAAGGUGACAUGGCUGCAGGAGAAGAAUACGACUCGGACAGCAAAGAGAGGAUGAGAGAGCUCAUCAGUAAGAAGCUGAAGAAGGAAAAAGGUUCAGAGAAAGCCGCCGAGGCCGGAGGAGAGGAUGAGGAGAGGGGGAGGAAGACGAGCCGCAGUGAUGAAUUACGGAAAGAGGCUCGCCAGCUGAAGAAGGAGCUACAGGCCAUAAAACAAAGGAAAGAAGAACGCCUGAACCCCAAAGCAGAAGAAACCAAGGAGGAAGAAGAUCAGAAGCCGACCAAUGAGGCGGUGGCUGAGUAUCUGGAGGGGCGGAAAAAGUACGAGGAGCUGAAGACGAAAAAGCAGAAGAAAGGCUCGGGCAGAGAAGCACAGACUCUGGCUCUGCUGGAUCGAUUCAAGUCCAAGCUGUCGACGGCCAUCACUGAAGGUCCUGAGGAGGACGUGGAGGAGCUGGCGGAGGAUGACGAUAAGGGAUGGAUGGCUCACGUUCUGCAGUUUGAUGAGCAAUCCAGAAAAGUCAAGGACGCCAACAUGCAGGACGAGGACACUUUUGAGAUCUACGACCCCCGGAACCCCGUCAACAAGCGCCGGAGAGAGGAGAGCAAGAAGAUCAUGAAGGAGAAGAAGGCCAAGAGGUGAAGCUGCGGGGUGAAAGGUCACGCCACAGGAUGGAGGAGCUGCUGCACUUUCCCAUCACCUCACACCCGAGCUCUGAGGGCAACAUCUGGAUGGAGAAUGCUAACCUAAGCUUUUCUGUGAUGAGACAGCUGCGCAGACAUCAGUAAAUCAUCUGCAGUAACUUCAGUUAAACACAUGUAUUGUUCGGUUUUCUAGCUUGUAACAUUGUGCAGAUUUUUUUUUCUAAUAAAACACAUUUAUGAACAUUU
Messenger RNA from Oryzias melastigma (Indian medaka), 1952 nucleotides. RefSeq names its product CWC27 spliceosome associated cyclophilin (gene cwc27). Gene Ontology annotation, cellular component: catalytic step 2 spliceosome. NCBI's taxonomy places the organism in Eukaryota, Metazoa, Chordata, Actinopteri, Beloniformes, Adrianichthyidae. The transcript is spliced from 14 exons. Gene Ontology annotation, molecular function: peptidyl-prolyl cis-trans isomerase activity. Gene Ontology annotation, biological process: protein folding; protein peptidyl-prolyl isomerization. Bases 259 to 1704 code for a protein of 481 amino acids. The record is from RefSeq and is a predicted model, not a curated record.